AUGUUUAAGCUAGUGGUACUGAGUGAGGAGACAACACCUUCAUUGGACGAGUCCGGUCUCUCCAAAACAAACAGUCAAGACAAAAACCUCUCCAAAGUGCGUGACAGUAGCAAGAAAGCAGGAAUUCCGAUCUUAAACCUAGCCCUCAUGCGCCUGUAUCAAGCCCUCGCCUCGACGCUCGUUUUGGACGUGGGCCUGAUCUGCUACCAGAUCUACACCACCCACAACUACGCGGUCGGGCCAUUGCUGCUGGCCAAGACCAUCUCCUGGAUCGCUCUCACCUCGAACUGGACUCGCCUGCGGUCCGGUGCUACCAACGGUGGUACGCGGGUACUUUGGUUCGACCACGCCUUUGUCUGGAUAACACUUGCUGGAUCCACAUUCCUGGCCAGGCCAAUCCUCGCCCAUGCCUGGGGUGUAAUCGCCAGCAGAGCUCUCCUCCAGACCAAGCCCAAGCUGGAUCCAUGGGCAUUUUUGCCCUUGACCGAGGAUAUCUUUGAGCGAAUCCAGCUCGGGAUCUUUGCGAUUCGCUAUACAAUGUUGUGGGCCGCUAGCCUGUUCUCAGCGCUGCAUCUCAGCGGGGCUUUGGACAUAUCCGACUUGAACGUUUCCGAGGCCCUCUUCAAGGACCCUUUGUCCUCGGACAACACAGCGACUAAGGCCAAGAUUGCUCCCUCGAAUCGGAAGACGCUUGCGUAUUUGGAAGAGAGGGAGAAGGAAGAGGCCGAUGCGUUCAAAAACUUCUGGGCAAAGGCCAAACUCGCCAUCCGACUCUCUUAUCCCUGGGGCGAGAAACGACUUCGGCUUAGGAUCCUGAUCAAGCUGAUUCUCGUUAUUUUCAAUCGAGCCGUCAAUGUGCUGGUACCGCUACAGACGGAGCGCAUUCUCAGGAGCUUUACCCAGGAUGCCGGAGGUUCGGUCACGAUCUCGAAGUUCGAUGCAUGGUCCGUCGUCAUGUACGUCCUCUACAAGUACCUACAAGAAAACUCGGGCAUUUUCUUUACUCUCCAGCGCCACGUCUUGGCGCCCAUGGAGGAGCACACGCGGAUGUCGAUCACACUACGGUUCUUUGAGCACCUCCAUAACAUGUCGAUGCAGUUCCAUCUGGACCAUAGGCCUAGUGAUCUGAUGCACAUGGCCGAAUCUGCACCCCAUAUUAUCCAGUCUGUCUCGGACAUGGUCCUUUUCGGACUCCUGCCCAAUAUCGCGGACAUUGUCAUUGCAAUCUUCUAUUUCUGGACCACCUGGGGCUGGAAAUAUGGGUUCAUUGUCAUCUUCAACAGCAUGCUCUACAUCGCACUCUCAGCCUACUCCACCCGAAAACGCAUCAAGGCCCGUCGCGGCCAGGGCGCAGUGGGCGACGGCGGUUGGGGUAAAGCCAUGGGCUCGUUCCAGAACUCUGGGACGGUCAAGCAUUUUACCGCAGAGUCCUUUGAGGCAGGACAGUACCGUAAGAGUCUAGAGACAUCCCAGAUAACGCGCUUUCAUUUAACCAUGACGACGGAGCUGCUCAACAUGCUCGAGAGCUUUGCUUGGACCCUGAACUCGCUUGCCGGAUGCAUGCUCUGCGCGUAUGAGAUUUCGAAGGGCGAACGCGACGCAAGCAGUUUUAUGGCUUAUAUCAUCUACACGAGACAGAUAGAGAGACCAGUCGAGCAAAUGGCCAUGCUUGCGAAACAAUUUCAUAGAACCUUUGCCAUGCUGGAGAGAGCUCUAAACUUUCUCGAGCAAGAGCAGACUGUCAAGGAUAUUCCCGGUGCCGAGCCUCUGGUUGUCACCGGCGGCGAGAUCGUCUUUGACGACGUUAGUUUCCAGUACGACGCAAACAAGGCUGGGUUGAAAAACAUCUCCUUCACGGUUCCCGGAGGCAAGACCGUAGCCCUCGUGGGCCCCACAGGAUCCGGGAAAUCAACGGUUCUUCGUCUCGUCCUGCGUCUGUGGGACCCUACCUCUGGCCGGAUCCUGAUCGACGGUCAGAACAUUGCCGAGAGGACCCAGCUGAGUGUCCGGAAUCAGAUCGGUUUUGUCUCCCAGGAAUCAGCCCUGUUUGACGACUCUAUAGCCUACAACAUCCAUUACGGUCGGGUUGACGCUCCUACGGAGGACAUCCAGAAGGCCGGGGAAGCAGCCCAGAUCCACGAAUCGAUCCUCAAGUUCCAGGACGGGUACGAAACCAUGGUAGGCGAGAGCGGAGGCAAGCUGUCGGGCGGCGAGAAGCAGAGGAUUUCGCUCGCGAGGACCAUUCUGAAGAACGCGCCUAUCCUGUUGCUGGACGAGGCCACCUCUGCGCUGGACACCAUUACCGAGAGCAAGCUCCAGGCUGCGCUGACAGCCAUGACCAAGGAUCGCACCACGAUUGUUGUGGCCCAUCGUCUCAGCACCGUCAUGAACGCGGAUAUGAUUCUGUGCCUGAAGGAUGGUGUUAUCGUCGAGCGUGGCACACAUGCGGAACUGGUUCAGAAAGGUAUGGAGAACGACGGCGAGGGCGAGUAUUACAAGAUGUGGAAGGUCCAGUCCGGCGGGACAGCUCUGUCUAGUUUGUCCACUCCGUAG
This is a messenger RNA of Gamsiella multidivaricata, 2553 nucleotides long. RefSeq lists its product as uncharacterized. The coding region runs from base 1 to 2553 and encodes 850 amino acids. The record is from RefSeq and is a predicted model, not a curated record. Gene Ontology annotation, biological process: transmembrane transport. Gene Ontology annotation, cellular component: membrane. Gene Ontology annotation, molecular function: ATP binding; ATP hydrolysis activity; ABC-type transporter activity. The transcript has 2 exons. NCBI's taxonomy places the organism in Eukaryota, Fungi, Mortierellomycota, Mortierellomycetes, Mortierellales, Mortierellaceae.